AUGGGCUGGCGGCUGCUGCAUGGAGCCAAGAAGAUCAGCCGUCAGGUGAGCCUGGCACUGAGCCUGGCUGGCAUGGUGAUCAUCGGUCUCAUCACCCUGGGCCAGCCCUGGAUCCACUUCCAGGUUCCAUUGACACCCCCUGGGGAUCCUGAUGGCCCCUCGACCAUCCCCAUCAACACCAUCUUCUUUGUGCAGUGCCCUGACAUCUCCUGCCUUCAUGAGUACGACCAGAAUGCUUACUUGUUGGACUUUGCCUGGGCCUUUCUCAUCCUUGCCAGUAUUGCCGGCUUCUGCCUCUGCAUCAUGCUCAUAAACAUCAUCUUCUUCACCAGCUCCAACUUACCUGUGCUGGACUUCUCCAACGUCAUCAUCAGCAUCCUGACAGGGGCCAGCAUGAUACUGGGCAUCCUGUUCUACCUGAUGCAGGCCCAUGAGUACCUGCAGGAAGGCAUGACCUACACUCUGGGGCUCAGCUUCUACCUGGCGUGGACCGGCAUCUUUCUCUUCCUGAUGAGUGGUUUCCUUUCCUAUCUGAACUACAUGAAAUUCUGGUCCAUCCUGGCGCUCCAGGCCAUCUGGACUUGA
This is a messenger RNA of Puma concolor (puma), 585 nucleotides long. RefSeq lists its product as uncharacterized. The record is from RefSeq and is a predicted model, not a curated record. NCBI's taxonomy places the organism in Eukaryota, Metazoa, Chordata, Mammalia, Carnivora, Felidae.